Molecule: messenger RNA, 456 nt
Organism: Protopolystoma xenopodis
Lineage: Eukaryota; Metazoa; Platyhelminthes; Monogenea; Polystomatidea; Polystomatidae
Source: the annotation of a GenBank genome assembly
AUCGAAUUAUCUCGAUUAGCUCAGGCUCAGGCUGACAAGGCCGCUGUUCUAGAAGUGAACGCCUUACUUGAGUCUCGUUGUGCCCAACUAGAAGAGGCUCUUCAACAGCAACAACUAGAAGAGCAUAAAAACCAUUUAUCACGAAAAUCCGGUAAAAUCAGCCACCACAGGUGUAGGUGUUUACAACAUUACUUCCUUACACAGUUUCCACCCCUCAAACAGAAGCAUUCUUUAUUGUGCAAUGAGGAUAUCCAGCUCACUGACUUCAUUGAUGGUUACGAAUCACCCGGCAGUUCCUUAGGUUCCUCAAGCGAAGAGCAGCAUGAGUUUGAUAUGGAUCGUGGCAUUGUUCUCCAUGUAUCCCAGACGGGAGAAAGGAACCCUCAAGGCAAAUUAAAUUCUCUUUAUUUUGUCAAUUUUGCACCAAUUUAUUUUGCUGCAUUUUGGGUUUUUUAA